AUCUACACAGCAUCCCGCAUAUAUACUCUUCAUUGCGUCCGCUGACUACGUACAUUGAAGAAGCCAAUUUUCUAUAUCUGUUCGGCCGUAUCGAAAAAGUACCUUCGAACGAAUCGUCCAAAAUAAAACGGAAAUGACCCUCGCACCUAGAUUUGCUGGCCAGCAGCUCGCCGCCGGAGGCUUCGUGGGCACUAAGCACACGCUGGAAAUUUACUUGGACUACGUUUGUCCCUUCUCCGCCAAAUUAUUCCACACCUUCUACCCACUAAUAACCGCGUUCUUCAACAACCCCAACUCCGCAUCCUCCAAACACCUCCAGGUAAUAUUCCGCCAGCAAAUCCAGCCCUGGCACCCUUCCUCAACCCUCACACACGAAGCGGGAUUAGCCGUCCUCAAGCUUGCUCCGGAGAAAUUCUGGCCUUUCAGCGCUGCGCUAUUCGCCAAGCAGAAGGAGUUCUUCGAUGUGAGUGUCGUCAAUGAGAAGAGGAACGACACGUAUGUGCGCCUGGCAAAGAUCGGGGCCGAAGUCGGUGUUGAUGAGGGGGCGAUGUUGAAGUUGCUGAAAAUUAGCGAUCAGCCGGAUAAGGAUGGGAAUCUGAAUAUCGGGAAUGGGGUUACGACUGAUAUGAAGCUGAUGGUCAAGGCCGCGCGGGUGGUUGGAACGCAUGUUACCCCUACAGUGUUCUUUGAUGGAGUCGAGGAGAGAUCCAUUAGUAGCAGCUUUACACGCGAACAAUGGGAGGAAUGGCUUCAGAAGAAUGUCGUUUGAUUAUUAUCGGUCCGUUGAGUGAUUUUAGGAACAUCAGAAUCAAGGAACGCAAAGACGAUGCCUGGAAAUUCUGACGAUUAAACAUGGGAAGGACAACUAUUUGUGCAAAGGAGAGACUAUGGAUUGAUGCAUACGUGUAGCACCUAAUGAGAAUGUGAGAGGGAUGUGUUGGAACGGGCUCACGUGGAUUUUUUUUCUCUUUCCGUAACAUAAAAACAAAGAUGGAAGUGAAAUAAAAUAUCUAUAUGGGAAUAAAAAAACAGCAAGGAGAGUCAAACAAACAAAUCAAGUGAUUUAAGGAAUUUCGGAA
Molecule: messenger RNA, 1079 nt
Organism: Histoplasma capsulatum G186AR
Lineage: Eukaryota; Fungi; Ascomycota; Eurotiomycetes; Onygenales; Ajellomycetaceae
Exons: 5
Coding region: 134-769 (211 amino acids)
Source: RefSeq, a predicted model, not a curated record